Messenger RNA from Magnolia sinica, 1931 nucleotides. RefSeq lists its product as uncharacterized. The transcript has 4 exons. The record is from RefSeq and is a predicted model, not a curated record. The coding region runs from base 349 to 1608 and encodes 419 amino acids. NCBI's taxonomy places the organism in Eukaryota, Viridiplantae, Streptophyta, Magnoliopsida, Magnoliales, Magnoliaceae.
GUACAAGAAAACUUUUAUGCAGUUGAUGACCCAAAGACUUCUGAGUACCAAUAUUUUACGAAACUUCAGGAAGAUACAUUCCACAGUAUUCAUUCUCAUCCACCACAUAAGCAGGACAAGCCUUCGAAGAAGAUAGGAGCAAGUAAUUGUACAGGAGAGUUGCAAUUCAAGAAUGGGGAAAUCUUUUCCAGGAAGAGACACAAAUUACUUAAGUUAGCUGCAAAGGCGUUGUCUCAUGAUGUUGAUGAGUUCUCUUCAAAUGGAUCUGAUUUGCUUUCGGAGUUCCUUCAGCGACUGGGAAUUGAAAGCAAUGCGAGCAAUAGCGGUUGCAUAUUGAGGUCAAGGCCAAUGGACUUAAACAUCAAUUCCACCUUUCUUGCUAAUCCAGAAACUUUUCUGUCUGUUGAGGAAGUUCCCCAUACUACAAAAAAGUACCUUAUGCCAUCUACUGAAGAUAUCAGGGAAAAGGGUUUGCCUGAAUGUUGGGAUGCUGAGGAGGACACUCUCAUUCACCCACUGUGGGAUAGUCUGGAUGCUAACUCUCAUUCCACUGGGUGUGCUCAUGAAACAAGUCUUCCAUACAAUAGCAGUCGAUAUGAUAGUGAACGGGAUGGUGGAAGAAUGACAAGUUUGCACACCGAGAGGAACUCGACCUUUGGUAUUGAUCUGGGUACAGAAUUCUCACUUAACAGAAGCAGGUGUAUUAUGUUGGAGCACAUGCCAUCUGAAUCAGAUUGCCUGGCCCACAAAAUCUUUCCUUCUUCUGCAUACUCUCCAGAGCAAGCGCUUGUCCUGAGAAACAUAUCUAGUUUAAGAGAGCUGGAUGAGAUCUAUGGUCCAAAGGAACCUGCACUCUCAAGAGAGAGAUGUCCUCUUCAAUUACUUUGUUGGGCUGACAGCAGUCUGGUGAAUGAGCCUGAGUUGUCUAUUGCAUCUCACAGGACAGGAAUGAACUUAAAUCCCAUGGUUGCUGAUCAUUGGAGGAGUUUUGACAGCAGUCUGGAUGCAAUUGCACCCUGUUCCCCAUCUUUAUUCCACAAGCAAAAUCCUCCAAACUCUACUCUGCAGAAACUUCUUUUAGAUUGGAGACCGAGCUCUGCCAUUGGAAGAUACAUCCUUGAAGAGGGGGGUUUCCCAGUUGAGGAAUCUGAUAAUUUUCCAUUAAUAUUAUCCCGUACGCAGAACUACCUCGAUUUGACAGAAGGAUGCAGAUUAAGCGGCAAUUAUAAAGAGAGAAAUCGCAAUAUUUUUGUUAGUGAGGCUUCUCAAGAGAAGUGUCAUACGAAUUUGGAUGCUGUCCUACUACCCUCCAAUCUCGAUCUCGAAUUCAGAUGGAAGAGCUUAUCAGCAACCAAUUUCUUCAGUGAAAAUAAUCUGGUCACCUGUUCCCAUCUCCAAUUUCACGAAAAGAAGAAAGAAGACCUGUCCAUAUGCAUGCGUACUUGCAAUGAAUUCAAUGGGCACCAAACUCAUUCUCAUUCUACUGAUGACAUGUUUAACAUCUGUGGCCUGGAGUCCUUCAGUUGCAAGCUCCCUCUGAAUCAGAAAAGGGCCCGCCGGUUGCUGCUUGAUGGACCAAGCUGGCACAAUGAUGAAGGAGACAUCUGAUCUGACUUGAGCAAAAGCAAAUCCAGCUGACAGUUUUCAUGCUUCGGUUUGUCUUCCUGAAACUGAGAUUACACUUAAAAAGCAAAACUGCCCAUCGAGGUAUAAGCUCAUGUUCAUGUUCGCAAAGCUGCUGAUGCUUUCACUAACUACUUUGUGCUCAAUGAUUUCUCAUUCUUUUUGUCUUUUAUUUUCCCGGUGACUCAAUUCUUAUUGAUGACUUUAUUUUAGUAGCUUUAGAUGGUUGGGGUAUUUGCUAUUUUUGAAAUUUGAAAGAGCCUGCACAUGUGGUGGUACUAGCACAUGAGAAGAUGAAUUAGGAUGCA